Molecule: messenger RNA, 1578 nt
Organism: Leptosia nina
Lineage: Eukaryota; Metazoa; Arthropoda; Insecta; Lepidoptera; Pieridae
Source: the annotation of a GenBank genome assembly
AUGCGUGAGCUGGGGCAGUUGGGGCGGUUCCACCGGCGGUGCUAUGUUCUAGUGGCGAUCGCCGGCUUUUCCGCAGCCAUUUACGGAAUCAAUUACGUAUUCCUCGCAGCAGACGUGCCCUAUCGAUGUGUUAUGCCUGAAUGCAAUGGUGAGGUCAACACGACAUGGUCCCAGGGGCGAGGGUCGCCGCUGCAACGCUGCUACCGACGGGUCGAUUCACCCUGCGGCCCACCGCCGCUAGACUUUCCUGCCGAUUCGGAGGAACUGCGACUUUGCACUCGUUUCGAGUACGCUUCUAAUGAGUCGAUCGUCGCUGAAUUUGAUUUGGCCUGUCAAGACUGGAAGCGCACGCUCGUGGGUACAGUGCAUAACGUCGGCAUGCUCGUGUCCGUACCUCUCAUCGGAUACGUCUCGGACAGAUGGGGUCGAAAGAGAGCGCUCGUUCUCAGCUGCACCUUAGUGGGCGCCGUCGGCACACUAAAAGCGUUCUCGAUCUCCUAUGAAAUGUAUAUUGUGAUCGAGUUCCUAGAGACGAUAGCUGGCGCCAGCGCCUUCCCAGCGGCUUAUAUCAUAACGAUCGAGUUGCUCGGCCAGGACAAGCGCGUGCUGACGACGGCGUUCCUCGGUAUUGUGCUGGUGCUAGGCGGUCUCUGCUUCGCGCUGCUCGCUAAGAUCCUUCGAUACUGGCGGACAUUCAUUAUCGUGACUUAUCCACCUUCCUUACUCUUCAUAACUUACAUAUAUUUUCUACCUGAGAGCAUACGGUGGCUCCUCUCGAAAGGUCGGAAGCGAGAAGCUCUCCGCAUUGUCACGAAGGCGGCCGAAACCAAUGGAGUGACGCUGACGGAAGAAUUACUUAGACAAUUGUCGAAUGUCGACGAGGACGAGAAAAAUGUCGUUCACAACGAAAGCGCACAGGGUCGCGGUGUAUGGAAACAGGUGCUGCGCUCACCCGUGAUACUGUGGCGUCUGGCAGUGUGCUCGUGCUGGUGGAUAACCUGCACCUUCGUGUUCUACGGACUGGCUAUCAACUCUGUCUCGUUAGCGGGUGAUAAGUAUACCAACUACAUGCUAGUAGUGAGCGUGGAGGUGGUGGCGGUGGUCACGAACGCCCUAGUUCUUGACCGGUUUGGGCGCAAGCGCACUCUGUGUCUCGCCUUCCUGGUGUGUGGUGUGUCCCUGAUUGCCAUCGCAUUUAUUCCAAAAUAUCCAGCGUGGGUGACGACAGCCCUGUACCUCGUGGGAAAGAUUGCGAUCACGCAGGCGUUCAACGGCAUCUAUAUGUACACGUCGGAGCUAUUCCCGACGCACGCGCGACAUUCGCUGCUCGGCUUCUGCUCGAUGCUCGGACGCCUCGGCUCAAUCGUCGCCCCACAGAUGCCCCUUCUGGCCUUGUACGUCGAGUGGCUGCCUACGGUUCUGUUCGGUACGAGUGCCCUUCUAGCUGGGGCGUUGAUGCUCACCACGCCGGAGACCCUGCACGCCCGUUUGCCGGACACCAUCCGCGACGCGGAGAUGUUGGGUCGUCCGCUGCCGGCACCGUCCAUCUCCGACCAACACGUCACGUCCAGAUUAUAA